Molecule: messenger RNA, 891 nt
Organism: Cinclus cinclus
Lineage: Eukaryota; Metazoa; Chordata; Aves; Passeriformes; Cinclidae
Gene: CXADR
Product: CXADR Ig-like cell adhesion molecule
Exons: 5
Coding region: 7-891 (294 amino acids)
Biological process (GO): homotypic cell-cell adhesion
Cellular component (GO): basolateral plasma membrane; intercalated disc; bicellular tight junction
Molecular function (GO): cell adhesion molecule binding
Source: RefSeq, a predicted model, not a curated record
AUAAUUAUGUAUUCUGUAGACAGGGUUUAUAAUCAUUAUUAUGCUGGUUUGACUGGGCGAAUGCAGUUUACUAAUCUUGAUCCCAGAUCUGGUGAUGGUUCAUUGGAUAUCCUGAAUUUAAAGGCAGCAGACACUGGCACAUAUCAGUGCAAAGUGAAGAAGGCUCCUGGAGUUCAAAGCAAAAAAAUACAGUUGACUGUAUUUGUAAAGCCAGCACGGACUAAAUGUUCCAUUGAAGGAUCACAGGAGAUCGGAAAAGACGUUACCUUGAAAUGUGUGUCACAAGAAGGAUCCCCACUUUUGUCUUAUGACUGGAGGAGAGUCUCUGGCACACAGAACCUUCCUGCCACUUCUGUGCUGAAUAAAAAUACAGGGGAACUUCUUCUGAAAAACGCCUCUCGAGAGUAUUCUGGUACAUACAACUGUGUGGCCUCAAACAGAGUUGGCACAGAUGAAUGUUCUGUUGAGCUGAAUGUCACCCCUCCCAUAAAUACAGCUGGUAUAAUUAUUGGAGCUAUUAUAGGAACUCUGCUGGGUCUCUCUGUGCUGUGUUCUAUCAUCUUCUGUUUGUGUAAGAAGCACAGAGAGAAGAAAUAUGAGAAAGAAGUACAUCAUGAUAUCAGAGAAGAUGUUCCACCUCCAAAAAGUCGCAGCUCUACAGCUCGCAGCUACAUCGGCAGCAAUCGUUCUUCCCUGGGCUCAAUGUCUCCCUCCAACAUGGAAGGAUAUACCAAAACUCCAUAUAGCCAAGUCCCAAGUGAAGACUUUGAACGUGCUCCUGCUCAAACCCCAGCCUUUGCACCUUCAAAGGUAGCUGCACCUAAUUUAAGUAGAAUGGGAGCUGUUCCUGUGAUGAUUCCAGCACAAAGCAAAGAUGGGUCGAUAGUAUAA